GGGCUGGGUUGGGGGCGGGAAAAGGCGGGGAGACCGGGGUGUGGAAAGUGUGGCGGCCCCGCCCCGUGUCUUGGAACUGCUGCGGCCGCCACCGCCGCCGCCGCAGCAGCUGCCGCGCUGAGGUACCGGGCGCGGAUGCGCAGGCGAAAGUCCGGGUUGCCUGCUCAAAGCUGAAAGUUCCCUCGGAAGAACAGUCCUCUCCCCAGCCCACCAUGGCAGACGAAAUCGAUUUCACCACUGGAGACGCCGGGGCAUCCAGCACUUACCCUAUGCAGUGCUCGGCCCUACGCAAAAACGGCUUUGUGGUGCUGAAAGGACGACCAUGCAAAAUAGUGGAGAUGUCAACUUCCAAAACCGGAAAGCACGGCCAUGCCAAGGUUCACCUUGUUGGAAUUGAUAUUUUCACGGGCAAAAAAUAUGAAGAUAUUUGCCCUUCUACUCACAACAUGGAUGUUCCAAAUAUUAAGAGAAAUGACUAUCAACUGAUAUGCAUUCAGGAUGGUUACCUUUCCCUGCUGACAGAAACUGGUGAAGUUCGUGAGGAUCUUAAACUGCCAGAAGGUGAACUAGGCAAAGAAAUAGAAGGCAAAUACAAUGCAGGCGAAGAUGUACAGGUGUCUGUCAUGUGUGCAAUGAGUGAAGAAUAUGCUGUAGCCAUAAAGCCGUGCAAAUAAAGAGGGGGGACAUCAGGCCUGAGCGUACUGUUUAGGUCUGGGUCAGCUCCAGAUCUAAAGUCUGAUUCUAAGUUGUCACCAAAGCUAUGGCCUUCAUAAGCCACCUCAUUUUUUUUUAUUGUUUUGACAUUGUGCUGGGUUAGUUUAGUAAGCAAUUGGCAAUUUAAGAAAAUAAUCAAGAUGUAUAAUUCUUUAGUCUUAACUUUGUAGGUGUCUUUCCUAUAAUGUUCCUGUGGUUUUCAGUUUGUGAAUCCAAGAAACAGACAAGGUAGCUUCAGCAGAUGUGAUUUGUAUGAGAAAAUCAUUUCUGCAUUUUAGUUAAUGCAAAAUAAACCAGGGUUGUAAAUCAAUGUAACAUAUAGUGAUAUUACAAUACCACAUUAAGGUGAAUUGCUCGGCAUUAAUUUCAAGCUUAAUAGUAAAGAAUCCAUGUAAAAGUGAAUUGAAAUUAUCACAGUUUCAACCUCUGGCAAAAAAAUCUUUAAGCAAAAACCAUGUUAUCAAAAAGUACAGGUAUCUUGGUGGCCAUGUGCAAUCACAUGUAUUCGCUCAGUCAUACUGUUCUUUGCCAAAUGGUUGGCAAAUUUGAAAUAACCAUAUAUGGUGGUUUUAGUACCUUCUUGUGGUUAACAUGGGCAUUAAAUUGUUGGGUGAAUACACAGCGACUUCAUAAAGUUCGUGGAAAGUGGAAUUAAAAGGUAAGUUUAUUUUCCUGUAAAAAAAAUUUCAAAUCAAAAGAUCAUGAAAAAUAUGUAUUAUGAUAAAACUAUGCAUAGGAUUUCAAAAAUUUUUGCACCAAAACAGCCUUCCAUUUUCCACAAACUUUUUGAAGUGUCCACUUAUGAGCAUGUCAGACUGUAAAGAAGACAAAAAGGACAGUGGCAAAGGGGUUUGAUUAAAGCUAUAGGUUUUUAUUUGAAGCCUUUGUAAUCAGCAUAGUAAAACAAAGUUGUUUUUAGUUAUGGUUUUACUUUUAACUUUUGUAGCACCACCUGCAACCCUACAUUUAAAGUGGUGACCCGUGUUUACAAGAUACUGUGCAGCACUUUCUUUUAACCUUGUUAAUUAGAGUUGCCAUUUAUCAGCAAUUACUGCUUACCAACCACUUUUCAUUAGAUGUUUUAACAUUAAAAUAUUUGUUAGACAAAAACUGGAAAUCCUUAUUUAACUUGAUUUGGGAUAUUUGUUAAAUGCAUAUAUAUUUCUCUGAACUGAAAUGAAAAUGAAUCAUGGAAGAAAUUUACUUGAUGUGCAAAAAUUAUUUUAAACAUGUUUGUUUUCUGAUUGGUCAUAUGACUUAAUUCAAUUACUAGUAUGAAAUACAACUAGGAAAGAAUUAAGCGAACUGAAUUAUGUUAAAGGGUGUUUUAGGUGACAGCCUGAUUUUCUCUGUAAUCUUCUGGGUCACAUGUGUGUUAUUUCCAGACAUUUAGGCAUUGUUAGAGAGUUUGUGAGGAUCAUUGACUCAGUUGCAGUCGUUGUAUUGGAGUAAAACGUAGAACAAAAUCCUAACUCAGAAAUACCAUAAUUCUUUUAAGAGUGGUUCUGAAGCUUCUCACAUCAUGUGUUGGCAUCUUAAAGACCCUUAUUCCCAUGAUGUAGGAAAAUCAAUGUGGUGAUAUAACUGAUCCAGUCGGCCACUGGAACUACCACGAAGAGCAAAAGAUCCCAGUUUGAGGCGCUUAGUUUGUAAAUCCUGUUUUAUGCUCAACAAACUCAUUUGAGAAGAAGCAAGAUACUCUGAGAAAAGUGCAAGAAGAAUUCUAAAACACAAGAAAUACUGAGGUUGUUGCUAAAUGUUUUUAGUAUAAUGGUUUUAGCUUUUGCCCAUCUAAAGCAGAAUUAGGAACUAGGCUAAAUUCUUUCCAGUAUUCUAUUUAAGUAUCUACUACAUACUGUUCCAGUUUUUUAGUUCUCUGAUGUGUGUUGUACUUGCUGCUGAUUGGCAUUAUUACCCAUGGGAAUCCCAGAAAGUUAUUAAUCUGUGCUGCUUGCUGGUCAUUUAUAUGGCCUCAGUUAACCAUCCUAGUGUUUUGAAUUAGUAUCAUUUUGUAUUUUAGCAUGCCCUUGGUCUUCCCAACUUGUCAAACUUCACAUAAAUAUAUUUUCAAUUGAGAUGUAAGGAUAUACAAAUUAUAAUAAUGCAUCUCUAUCUUCAUACCUUGAAUGGCAAAAGUUAUUUAUGCAUAAAUAUCUCAAGCAUUAUAUGAAGUGUAAAUACUCUGAUAUAUAAUUAUAAUUAUAGAUUUUAAAGAUAUGGGACUGUUUAUUUUCACAUAAGUCAAUAGAUGUUUCUCUAGAGCAAAAUAUUCCAUUUAGUAAAGCUUUAUACAUUGUAUUAAAAGGAAGCAGGGAACAUAUAUUUUUAACAUAGAACAGAAGUAACUUCAUUCAUUUUUUGACAUCAGAGAAAUGUUAAAAGUGGAUUCCUAGUCUUUGUUGUAUUCUUUUGUAGCAAGUGUUCCAUAUCACAAGUUACCAUGUAUAGAAUGUAGACUGUCAUGUUGAUAGAUUAUACUGUGAUACACUACUUUUGUCUGGACACAUUUCACCACUUUAUAGACAGUAUUAUAUUAAUAUAUUCAUAAACAAAUGAAUAUUUGUUUCUUUCUACAACAUAUUUUAUUUCUAUUGUGAAGACUUUGUUAUAUCUUAUUUGCUACAGAGUUGUAUGCCUUUUGACAUAGAUCAAAUCACAGCUACUUUGACCUAGCAUUUGCAUCAUAAAUGUAAUUGUGAUGUUUCUUUCAUGCUCCCUUCCAAGGGCUGUCAGUCACUUGAAGAAAUUGUUGCUAACCAAGCUCUUGACUCAGUUUCCCUUAAUGGUACAAGCUUCUGUACUAUUGCUUUGUAUUUGUUACCAAAACUUCUGCAACCAGAAAAUAUCUUUACUAGGAAAUGCUGCAGUAAAAUGUUUAGGCUAUAGGGGACACAAUUUCUCAUUACAGCACUAUGUGAUGGUGGUACACAUGUGCACAUACAGCUUUGUAUGUUCUUUUUCCCAAAGUCCUUCCAACUCUUAAAAGUACUGUAGUCUGGUAGUGCCUCAAAUGUUGGUAACUUUUUUUUAUUUAAAAUUUUCUCCAGAAUUUGUUUUUGUACUCUAGGGUUUCUCAAUUAGAUUAUUUCUAGUUGAGCUGUAAUUUGAAUGCAUUAUUCUCAGGGCUGUUUAUGCUAAGAACUGACAUUUCAUUAAUUUCAAGCUAACUGCCUGAAAGUAUAUUGUGAAAUUUUCCCAAAUUGUAAUACAGUGAUGCAUACAUACAUAUUACAAAUUCUUAAUACCAGUCUACUUACACUACAUGCUAAAUAUUGAAUAAAAAAGAUACUGGAAUCUUGCCACACUUUUUCACUUUCGAGUAGAAUUUGUUAGUUUUACCUUAGAAACCUGUCUCCUUAAUGAUACAUCUGAGAGCAUUCCUUCAGAAAGAACCCCAAAGGUGGCAUUAGGGCCAUUCGUUGACAUAGUAGUUCUUAACAGAUUAGGGAUAACACACUGAAAAUUCAUAAUCCUCUUUUGAGUACAUUAAAAUGUUUACAUAAUGAUCUUGAAAAUGAACUAGGAACACAUUUACUCUGACAAAAUAUGGCUUUUAAUAGAAGAGCAAAAACAUAAGAAUAUUUCCAUAAGCAGUAUAUUGUAUGGAUCAAUAGUUUGAGGUUUUCUAAUAUCAUGCAGGCACAAUAUUUCAUAGUGUGCAAGUCUUUUUAUUUUUCCUGCUAGCAUUGAGACAAAUAAUUGGCAACAAAGGUUUAAGAAAAUUUAUUGUAGAAAUUUUUUGUGUGUGUUGAAAAUCUUAAGGUUGAGAAAACUCAAUCUAUUAACUUUAUUAAAUUUAUUUUUUCAGAAUUGGGUAUACGGUAUCAUUAUUUGGUUUUGUAGGGAACAUUUGGAUUUAGCUUACAGACCACAGAUGUUCUGUGGGAACAUAGCUGGAAGUCACUAUAUAAUUUGUUUUUCU
Messenger RNA from Oryctolagus cuniculus (rabbit), 4636 nucleotides. RefSeq names its product eukaryotic translation initiation factor 5A2 (gene EIF5A2). Gene Ontology annotation, molecular function: RNA binding; translation elongation factor activity; ribosome binding. NCBI's taxonomy places the organism in Eukaryota, Metazoa, Chordata, Mammalia, Lagomorpha, Leporidae. The record is from RefSeq and is a predicted model, not a curated record. Gene Ontology annotation, biological process: positive regulation of translational termination; positive regulation of translational elongation.